Messenger RNA from Hibiscus syriacus, 2417 nucleotides. RefSeq names its product DNA cross-link repair 1A protein-like. NCBI's taxonomy places the organism in Eukaryota, Viridiplantae, Streptophyta, Magnoliopsida, Malvales, Malvaceae. The transcript has 10 exons. The record is from RefSeq and is a predicted model, not a curated record. Gene Ontology annotation, molecular function: protein binding; damaged DNA binding; 5'-3' DNA exonuclease activity. The coding region runs from base 97 to 2376 and encodes 759 amino acids. Gene Ontology annotation, biological process: protection from non-homologous end joining at telomere; interstrand cross-link repair; double-strand break repair via nonhomologous end joining.
GUUCGGCUUUAAAUGAAAGGAGGGUAGGCCAUUUUCCCUCCAACUUGUCCCCCGGGAAAAUUUCAAAUUCCAAGUCCUCUCCCAAACACUAAAGCAAUGCUCUCAAGAUCAUCGGCAUCCCAGCUUACAAACCGCGCCGUCGCGGGCGCCGUUGACGAAGACGACGAUUUUCAGGUUCUCCCAACUCAAACCCUUUCAGCUUCCUUAAGAUCUACCUCACGCAAAAACCCCCUUAAACCCUCCAACACUCCUCAUACUCCCUUCAAGAAACGCAAACGCUCCGCUAAUCCAGGAAAAGAAAACGCCGUCGUUUCCACCAUUCCGGAAACUAGAUCCGACGAUAUCACCGAUCUGGACGAUACUUGCGGCCUGGAUCUAAUACCUUCCAGCAUGGAUUGUAGUGUGGAGUUGAAUUCUGCUCAAAAUAUGGAAUCUGGAACUGUAAAAUGCGACGAGAAGAAAAAUGAGUCAUUGGAAUUGAAUAAGGGUUAUUUGUGUAAUUCAAUAGAGUCGAGAUUAAUAAGGCCGGUAUCGGAAUUAAGCGAGGGAUUCAGUGAACAUUGUGAAGAAGAUAACGAGCUUGAUGAGUUACUUAAGCUAUGCGACGAAGUGAAGGAAGAAGAAGAGUCGCAAGAAGAAGCCAAUAGCAUUGAAGAGGAAAGAAAUGGUCUAGACAACGAUUCUGUUCCGUGUCCGCUUUGUGGGGUUGAUAUUUCGCAUUUGAAUGAAAAGCAGCGUCUGGUUCACACCAAUGAUUGUCUCGACAAGGUGGAGAAUCCGGCUCCUACAGUUGUUGUUCAACCUGGUGUUGAUAAAGAGCUUCAUUUCCUUCCUGAGGUUGUGAAUGUUCCCCAUUUGUCUCCUCGACAAGCUGUUGAUGUCUCCCCUGUUGUUAACUGGCUAAAUGAUCUUGGAUUAGCAAAAUAUGCUGAAACUUUUGUCCGAGAAGAGGUUGAUUGGGAUACUCUAAAGUGGUUGACCGAAGAGGAUUUGUUAAACAUAGGUGUUACUGCACUUGGCCCUAGGAAGAAGAUUGUGCACGCUCUUAGUGAACUCAGAAAAGAAGGUUCCCAUCCAGCUGAGUCACAUGUGAGUCAUCCCAGUCAUGAAAGCGGAUCAGCCAGAAGCAACAGACGAAAGAUGCAAACUGGGCUUUCUAAUGUUGCAGACGAUGAAACAACUAAGCCAGCUGCAAACAAGUUAAUUACAGAUUUUUUUCCUGGCUUGGUUUCUGAUAGGAAGAAAGUUUGUGCUCCACCAAGAGGACAGCAUUUAUCAGGCAAAGGACAGCAAACAUCAGGCAAAGGUCAACCAAAUUCUGGUCGAAGGCCAGUGCAGAAAAAUCAUGUUAAAGAUGGAAAACUUAAAAAUAUUCCUUCAUGGUGUUGCAUUCCUGGGACACCAUUUCGAGUGGAUGCUUUCAGAUAUCUCAGAGGAGAUUGUUCCCACUGGUUUCUAACACACUUCCAUAUGGACCAUUAUCAAGGUUUAACCAAGUCUUUUCGUCAUGGUAAAAUUUACUGCUCCUCAAUCACAGCACGGCUUGUAAAUUUGAAGCUUGGAAUCCCAUGGGCGAUGUUGCAAGUUUUACCUCUCAAUCAAAAGAUCAAUAUUUCUGGUAUUUACAUAACAUGUCUGGAUGCAAAUCACUGCCCAGGAUCCAUCAUGAUACUCUUUGAACCACCAAACGGUAAGGCUGUUCUACACACAGGAGAUUUUCGCUACAGUGAGGAAAUGGCAAGCAUGUCUAUUUGGAAUACCUGUCCCAUAAAUACUUUAAUCCUUGAUACAACUUACUGUAACCCUCAGUAUGACUUCCCAAAGCAAGAGGAUGUAAUACAAUUUGUCAUCGAGGCAAUCCAAGCAGAGACUUUCAACCCAAAGACGCUAUUUCUAAUCGGCAGCUAUACAAUUGGAAAGGAGAGGCUAUUCUUGGAGGUCGCGUGUGUCCUUCGUAGAAAGGUUUACAUCACCGCAGCAAAGCUCCGUCUAUUGGAAUGCUUGGGGUUCUCAGAGGAAGACAUGCAGUGGAUCACAUCUAAUGAUCAGGAAAGCCAGAUCCAUGUUGUCCCUAUGUGGACACUUUCAAGCUUCAAACGACUGAAACAUGUAUCUAAUCACUAUGCGCGUCGGUUCAGUCUAGUGGUUGCUUUCUCUCCUACGGGUUGGUCCUUUGGUAAGGGCAAAAAGAAGUCUCCUGGGAGAAGGUGGCAGCAGGGUACCAUCAUAAGGUAUGAAGUACCUUAUAGUGAACACAGCAGCUUCUCAGAGCUCAGAGACUUUGUUAAACUUGUAUCUCCAGAAAACAUAAUACCAAGUGUCAACAAUGAUGGGGCAGAUUCUGCUAAAGCCAUGAUAUCCCAGUUGCUCUCUUGAUUUGUUCUCCACUUUAAUCUCUCAAGCAGCCGCAUUAUGUC